CCUAGGAGGCGGGGCCUUGGGGGACGUCGGGAAAGCCUUGGACCGUCGGAGCGCCCUUCCUUUCGGAUCCGCCAUCUGUGGUGGAACCGCCGCCAAGAUGCAGAUAUUCGUGAAGACGCUGACGGGCAAGACCAUCACUCUCGAGGUCGAACCCUCGGAUACAAUAGAAAAUGUAAAGGCUAAGAUCCAGGAUAAGGAAGGGAUUCCUCCUGACCAGCAAAGACUGAUCUUUGCUGGCAAGCAACUGGAAGAUGGACGUACUUUGUCUGACUACAACAUUCAAAAGGAGUCCACUCUUCAUCUUGUAUUGAGACUUCGUGGUGGUGCUAAGAAAAGGAAGAAGAAGUCUUACACCACUCCCAAGAAGAACAAGCAUAAGAGAAAGAAGGUUAAGCUGGCUGUCCUAAAAUACUAUAAGGUGGAUGAGAACGGCAAAAUCAGUCGUCUUCGUCGGGAGUGCCCUUCAGAUGAAUGUGGUGCUGGAGUUUUUAUGGCCAGCCACUUUGACAGACAUUAUUGUGGCAAAUGUUGCCUGACCUAUUGUUUCAACAAACCAGAAGACAAGUAAUUGUAUAUUGGUUAAUAAAAGACAUGAACUAACAUUUAA
Sus scrofa (pig) is the source of this 607-nucleotide messenger RNA. RefSeq names its product ribosomal protein S27a (gene RPS27A). Gene Ontology annotation, biological process: translation. NCBI's taxonomy places the organism in Eukaryota, Metazoa, Chordata, Mammalia, Artiodactyla, Suidae. Gene Ontology annotation, cellular component: ribosome. Gene Ontology annotation, molecular function: structural constituent of ribosome; protein binding. The record is from RefSeq and is a predicted model, not a curated record.